This is a messenger RNA of Symbiodinium necroappetens, 1662 nucleotides long. Lineage: Eukaryota; Dinophyceae; Suessiales; Symbiodiniaceae. The record is from the annotation of a GenBank genome assembly.
AUGCUGGUUUGGGUGCCAGUGGACCUGCCGCCCGAAUCGCCCGGGCCCGUACAGCUUCGACAGGCGUCGAAAGCGCAGCGCAGCCGAACAGAGGUUUUCAUGGUGUUGAACCGCAACAAGAUCUCGAUGGAGGAAGAGAAGGCAAGAGCGAGAGCACGAUAUGCGGAGUGGAUUCGUGAGCACCUAGCGGAGCUUGGACCGGAGAAAGAUCUGAUCGACCUCCACUACGAGGCUCUCGAACAGAUCCGCGACAUCACACUGCGGGCUCUCUUCGUGCAGCGUCUCAGGUAUUGGAUCAAGGAGCACCGCGAAGUCGAUCGCAGGCGUUUCGGCCGUACAGCCCCACGUGCGACUGAGGUGAGAGGGGACGUGGCUUGGGCACAACGCAUGGUCAAGCGCCAGGAUCAGGGACCCAGUCGAGACUUCUGCGAUGGCACCCCCGAAUGCAACCUAGCUGCGUUGCACCAGGUCAUCGCAGAAGCACAGGCCAUGUCCAACCAGGGAGUGGCCACGGAAGCGAUCAUGGCCGAUGCGGGCGGCUACGUCAUGACGGCAAAUCUGUCCGGAUCAUCGAGCUUUCCCUGCAUAGGAGCGACGGCUUCGUACCUCUGGAUUGGACAGGUGCAGACCUGCUGUCGCUUCGUGCGCGGCUGGAUUGCCUACGAUCCCGUGGGAAAUACGACCGACGUCAUUGAGUACCAGCGGAAGCAGAAUCUGCGCAACCUCCGGCUCCAUGCGACCGUGAAGCAAUUCAAUCGCGUGUGGAAAGAAGGGACUAAGAGGUUAGACGACAUCAUAGAGGAUCUAGAGGGGCAGCCGUCGGAGGAGGCCCAGGCCAAUGACGAGUUCGGCAAGCCAACGACCUGGAGCUUCAAGCCGGAGACGAAGACCGCGGAGUGGCUUCAGGAGGAGCUCACAGCAAUCGAGCUCUGGGCACGGCGAGAGGACCUGCCAAAGGGCAGGCCUCUGGAGUUCAACCUGGAACUGACGAAAGAUUUCUUCUGGCGGCAUCCAAUGAAAUGCGGGAAGACAGUGCUGGCAUCCGAUGCCACCUGCCAAUGUAAGAAAAAGGUCAAGACGAUGGGGAGCAUGAUGUCCGCGGAGGAGGAGAACAUUGGCAGGACUUCUGGCCAGAUGAGUGAGGCAGAAAGCAGUCAUAUCGACUUUCUUCUCGAGUGCUUCGUCCCGAGUGCGGUCAGCCAGCUACGCAGCGAAACCGCCAUUAACAGACUGAGCUGCCUUCAAUUGGAGGACCGGAUGGCCCUGACGUUGGAACGGAACUUCAUAUCGCUUGCGAGCGCCUACGCGCGGGUUCUUCAGUCCGUUCCGGUCCUCAAAGUCUUGACUCUCAUGGGCAUAUUUCGUGGCGGGCGGCACGGAAGGCUGGCGGAGCUGGUGGCAUCCUUUCUCGUGGAGCCGCUCACACUUCCGACUCGCGUGCCGCCCAUCUUGCUGGAGCCACUUCCCGUGGCCGUGCCGUCCGAGCGACUCCUUCUUCCUCCGCUACCCGCCGCCAACGAGCUGGUGCAGCUUUGGUACGCAGUGCAGGCGGCACGCCGGCUGAACGCGACGCGCCGACAGAUGCUCCUGGAGAUGUGGCGUCGCGUUGCCGGGUUCGAAAAUGCAGAGGGAGCCUUGCUGCUGCAGCUGGGAGUCCUCUGA